Molecule: messenger RNA, 3321 nt
Organism: Nerophis ophidion (straightnose pipefish)
Lineage: Eukaryota; Metazoa; Chordata; Actinopteri; Syngnathiformes; Syngnathidae
Product: gastrula zinc finger protein XlCGF57.1-like
Exons: 4
Coding region: 431-2491 (686 amino acids)
Biological process (GO): regulation of transcription by RNA polymerase II
Cellular component (GO): nucleus
Molecular function (GO): RNA polymerase II cis-regulatory region sequence-specific DNA binding; DNA-binding transcription factor activity, RNA polymerase II-specific
Source: RefSeq, a predicted model, not a curated record
CGAGAUCUGACAUCACUACGCGCGAAGCAAACACGGCGAGGAUAAAGCAAGAUGGCGUCUGACGGGGAAGACGUUAUUGCAGUGUUCUUAAUCUGUGCCUCCAUGUACACAUAUAUGUCCUUUAAUAGACUACAUUACAUAGAGUAAACAUCGUUAAUAACUGUUUGCAUCCAGUUAUAUUAGUCUUCUCGAGCUAGCUUAGCUUGCUAGUUAGCUUAGCUUGUUAGCUGCUAACAAAGAGAGGCGGAAGUGAUCAAAACACAUCGCUAAGUAGAGAUCAAGUGUGAGUGUAAAGUGUUGUGAUUGUGUGAAAAUUUGCUAAAGAACCAUAGCAAAGUACGAGGAGGAACUUUGUCCAACAGAAGAGGAGAAGGAGCGACAACAUUAAAAACAUCAAGUUGUGUUACACAGAACAGACAUCCAUCAGCUGAUGGAACACCAAGAAGAAUGUCUCCCUCAUCUGCAGGGGGACAGUUUCACACAUCCACAGCCCCCCUUUUUGAAAGAGGAAGAGGAGGGAGAGUGUCCUGUAGGGCAGGAGGAGGCUGAUCUCAGCAGGUUUCCACUGACCGUUGUCUUUGUGAAGACUGAAGCGCAUGAAGACAAAACACCUGAGUCCUCACAGCUUCAUCACAGUCCAAACGUCCAGCAGCCCCCCCACAUGAAAGAGGAAGAGGAGGAAGUGUGGAUGAGUCAGGAGGGAGAGUGUCUUCUAGGGCAGGAGGAGGCUGAUGUCAGCAAGUUUCCACUGACUGUUGUCUCUGUGAAGACUGAAGAGGAUGAAGACAAACCACCUGAGUCCUCACAGCUUCAUCACAGUCCAAAAGUCUGUGGAGAACAACUUCUGCCUGAAAAACAGGAGUGUAGCUUCAGGAUGGUGAAGGAGGAUCCAUCAAAGAGGAAUACCAGACGCCACGGACCCUCUGGCAUCUCUUUUUCCUCUUUGACACAGACCCUUCCCUGUAAAAAGGAAGAGGAAGACUCACUGACCCCCCACAUUAAAGAAGAAGAGGAGGAACACGGCAUCAGUCAGGAGGGAGAUCAUCAUGAAGGACUGCUGGAGUUCCCAGUGACUGGUGUCCCUGUGAAGAGUGAAGAUGAUGAGGUGAAAGGUGAAAGUGAGGAGAGGGGAGGGGGGGAGCCUCCAGGCAGCAGCUCAACACAACACAUGACAACAGAAGCUGAUGGAGACCACUGUGGAGGAUCACAAGCAGACAAGCUCUUAGCUCCACUAUCAGAUAGUGAGGACACAAUCUCACACUCUCCUCACACUGAUGAUGAUGAUGCAACAUGUCACACUGACAACACUCACUUCACAUGUCCUACCUGUCACAAAACAUUUAAAUACCGUAGUCAUCUGAAAGCACACAUUAGAACACACACUGGAGAAAAACCUUUUUCUUGCUCAGAAUGUGGUAAACGUUUUGUACUUCGUUCAAAUUUGAAAGUACACAUGAGAACACACACUGGAGAAAAACCUUUUUCUUGUUCAGAAUGUGGUAAAGGUUUCGUUCUAAGUCAUGAUUUGAAAGUACACAUGAGAACACACACAGGUGAAAAACCUUUUGUCUGUUCAAUCUGUGGUAAAGGUUUUGCACAAAGUAACAAUUUGAAAGUACACAUGAGAACACACACUGGAGAAAAACCUUUUUCUUGUUCAAUCUGUGGUAAAGGUUCUACACAAAGUCAAUGUUUGAAAGUACACAUGAGAACACAUACCGGAGAAAAAACUUUUUCUUGCUCAGAAUGUGGUAAAGGUUUUGUUUUAAGUCAUGAUUUGAAAGUACACAUGAGAACACACAAUGGUGAAAAACCUUUUGUCUGUUCAAUCUGUGGUAAAGGUUUUGCACAAAGUAACAAUUUGAAAGUACACAUGAGAACACACACUGGUGAAAAACCUUUUUCUUGUUCAAUCUGUGGUAAAAGUUCUACACAAAGUCAAUGUUUGAAAGUACACAUGAGAACACACACUGGAGAAAAAUCUUUAUCUUGUUCAAUCUGUGGUAAAGGUUUUACACAAAGUCUAUGUUUGAAAGUACACAUGAGAACACACACUGGUGAAAAACCUUUUUCCUGUUCAACCUGUGGUAAAGGUUUUGCACUAAGUCAACAUUUGAAAGUGCACAUGAGAACACACACUGGUGAAAAACCUUUUUCCUGUUCAAUCUGUGGUAAAGGUUUUACACAAAGUCAGUGUUUGAAAAGACACGCUAGAACACACACUGGUGAAAAAUCCCAUUCCUGUUCAAUCUGCAACAGAAGCUUUUGUGAACGAUCAAAUCUUGUAGUACACAUGAGAACACACACUGGUGAAAAACCUUUUAUCUGUUCAAUAUGUUGUAAAGGUUUUACAGAAAGUCAGAGUUUGAAAGUGCACAAGAGAACACACACUGGUGAGAAACCAUUCACAUGUUCAAUCUGCAACAGAAGCUUUUGUGACCGGUCAAACUUUGUAAGACACAUGGGAACACACCCUGAGAGAAAGUGUUGAGUUGCAGUGUGUGUGGUGAAAGAUUGUCUUCUAAGUAGCAGUGUAAGAAACACAAGUGUGCUGAUGAGAACAGCAGCAGCAAAUCAAACUGCAGGAUUUGAAAUAAACUGUCCAGACUUUCAUUUUGACUUUCUAACAACAUCAGCACAUAUAACAUGUGUGAUAUUGUUGUUUGUCUAACAAUCUUUUUAAUGUGCUUCUACAUUUAUAGAUUAGAUAUUCUAUAUUAGUGCUUUUUUCAGUCAAAUACAUGCAUUAGUAUGUAACAUUGUGUUCUUUUAUCAAAAAAUGGUGAGAACAAUUUGAGUAAAAAGGUGAGAGUAAACAGUACAAUACUUAUUUUACAUGCAAUAAACAUUUUGUGUAUGUAAACACACACACACCCACAUAUAUAUAUAUAUAUUCAUACAAUUUUAGAUUUAUUCAUAUGAAAUAUUGAAGUAUUACAUAUUUGUAUUUGUAAUUGUUAAUAAUCCCAUAGAUUAUCACCUUUAUAUGAUAUACAAAUGUACUGCUUCAACCUCUUCAGGAAGCAUAUUAUUAUUUACUUUAUACAUCAUUUGAACAGUUGUCUUUUAUACACAUUUAAAUUGUGUGAUUUUAUGAAUCAUUCGUUUGGUCUCUAUAAUCCAUUUAUUAAUUAUCUUUAUUACUAUCUUUUGUAAUAUGAUGAUUAUGUUGUGAUUGUUUUAUAUGUAUGUCCCCAGAUCUUUAUGGAAUUUAAAAGUGAGAUAAAAUGGCAGAUUUUUUUCUUUUGUGAAAGAAUGGCUUUGUUUUUACAAAUUUAACAUUUGUGGAUACAUCAAAUAAAUCCUGUAUUGUGUUUUAAA